CCACUUUCCCAGUGGGAUUCCCAAUUAUUUUCCUGCAUACUCGACUAAAGACAUCAUCGCUCCACUGUGGACAGACAUUGACAUUUCACAAAAAGGAACAAUCUCUUACCGACAAGUAACAGAUGGUCCUCUCUUGAAUCGGGCUUCAAGAGACAUAAACCAAUAUUAUCCCAACUUGAACUUCUCUGCCUCGUGGGUUUUUAUUGCUACAUGGGAUAAAGUACCGUACUUUGGAAAUAGUGAAUCAGAGUCAACUUUCCAAGUGGUUUUGGUGUCUGGAAGAAACUUGUCAUUUACAUUCAUGCAUUAUGAUCAUAUCACCUCCACCUAUGCUGUAGAGUCCGGCUAUGACACAAAUUACUCUACUAAUUUCCUUUCAAUUCCUGUUUCUGACAUCACAAACCUGUCAUACACAAGCAAUGUCAAUGACAUGGGUAGAUGGGUAUUUCGUGUCGACAAUUCAUCAGGAAAGAAAUGGAUUUUGUGGCAGAACUAACCCUCAAGCCUCAGAUAAUCUUCCCAGUGCUCAGGUGUGUGGAAGACCCACAUUUACCGCCAGCAGCAGGACAGUAGGAGGUCAGAACGCUUCAGCUGGACGCUGGCCAUGGCAGGCAAGCAUUCUUCUGAAUGGAAGUCACUUCUGUGGAGGGUCUCUCGUCAACAAAGAGUGGGUGCUGACCGCUGCCCAUUGUGUUGAUAGUUAUUCCAUCUUUUCUUUAACUGUGGUUUUGGGGCGUCAGACCCAGAAAGGCUUCAACCCCAAUGAAGUGUCCAAAAAUGUGAAACUAAUCAUCAAACAUCCCAGUUACAACAGACGUACGAAUAACAAUGAUAUCGCUCUGCUCAAACUGAGAUCUCCCAUCACCUUCACUGACUACAUCAGACCCGUGUGUCUAGCAGCUGAUGGCAGUGUGUUUAACAAUGGCACAGACAGCUGGAUCACUGGAUGGGGAAACAUUAGUCGAAGAGUGUCCCUCCCAUCACCUAAUGUUCUACCGGAAGUGGAGGUUCCUGUAAUUGGUAACAGACAGUGCAGCUGUCUCUAUGGAGUUGGAAAAAUAACAGACAACAUGAUCUGUGCUGGUCUACUGGAGGGAGGCAAGGACUCAUGUCAGGGAGAUUCAGGAGGUCCGAUGGUGAGCAAUCAGAGCUCUGUAUGGGUCCAGUCCGGUAUCGUUAGCUUUGGCUGUGCUCGACCUGAAUAUCCCGGUGUUUACACCAGAGUAUCCCGCUAUCAGGAAUGGAUCACCUCCUUCAUGUGCAGCGAUCCUCCAGGUUUUGUGCAGUUUACCUCUGCUGGAAACAAUUCUGACAACAAUUACACCUGUCCUGAUCCUCCUCCUUCUUCUCUUCCUCCUUCCACAACAAUAGUUCAAAGAAACAAAUAUUCCAUCUUCUGCAGCAUCUGUUGUACAAAUCUCUUUGAUAUCAUUUUCUCUAUUUUUUAUAGCAAUUUUUUUUAUUUUUGUUUUUUAUCAUUUUUUAGGCAAGAAAGCAUGCAGUGCUUGUAAAAAGUUCUUUUCCAGUGGUGGAAAGAUUACUGAAAACAUUUACUUAAGUAAAAGUACCAUUACAUUCCAAAGAAUGUAGUGUGAGUAGAGGAAAAAGUACCAAAAAAAUACUUAAAAAGUAGCUUUCAAAAGUACUCAUGAGUAGUGAGUACUGAGCUGUGGAUUCUACCCCUUUACAAUAAAUACUGUACACUACAAUUUAUAAAUUUAGAAAACUAAAUUUUACAUACUGUAAUUCCCAUUAUAUUUUGUUGUUUGUCAGAAAGAUUAAAGAAUAUCUAUCAUCCAUUU
Megalobrama amblycephala (Wuchang bream) is the source of this 1802-nucleotide messenger RNA. RefSeq names its product serine protease 27-like. Gene Ontology annotation, molecular function: serine-type endopeptidase activity. Bases 348 to 1511 code for a protein of 387 amino acids. Gene Ontology annotation, biological process: proteolysis. Lineage: Eukaryota; Metazoa; Chordata; Actinopteri; Cypriniformes; Xenocyprididae. The record is from RefSeq and is a predicted model, not a curated record. The transcript has 8 exons.